Molecule: messenger RNA, 3938 nt
Organism: Protopterus annectens (West African lungfish)
Lineage: Eukaryota; Metazoa; Chordata; Ceratodontiformes; Protopteridae
Gene: ELFN2
Product: extracellular leucine rich repeat and fibronectin type III domain containing 2
Exons: 1
Coding region: 180-2531 (783 amino acids)
Cellular component (GO): plasma membrane
Molecular function (GO): protein binding
Source: RefSeq, a predicted model, not a curated record
GAGGUUCCUCAUUAAAGAGACGUGUUUAAAUGCUUCCAACAGGAUUCUGACUGAAAACCUUAUUCUGCGUUCUUGAUGGAAAUAAUAAUUUCAAGAAUCAGGACUCAGUUUUGCUGUCUUUUCUUAGCUAUCUUCUAAAUCCUAUUAGACUGUUAACAUUUAUAUUAACAACAUUCAAAAUGCUACGCUCUGGAUUAUGGAUAGCUAUUGUUUUAGCUAUUAGUUUUCCAAGUGUUCAUACUGACUGCUGGUUAAUUGAAGGGGACAAAGGUUAUGUAUGGCUGGCAAUAUGCAGCCAGAAUCAGCCACCAUAUGAGACCAUUCCACAACAUAUCAACAGCACUGUUCAUGACUUGCGUCUUAAUGAAAACAAGCUCAAGAUUAUUCUCUACUCCUCUCUCAGUCGCUUUGGAAACCUUACCGAUCUCAAUCUGACCAAGAAUGAAAUAUUCUACAUUGAGGAUGGAGCAUUUCUAGGACAGUCUAACCUGCAAAUCCUGCAGUUGGGCUACAACAAACUCACUAAUUUGACAGAAGGCAUGUUGAGGGGAUUAAGCAGACUGCAGUUUUUGUUUGUUCAACAUAAUUUAAUUGAAGUUGUCUCUCCCAAUGCUUUUUAUGAGUGUCUCAGUCUAAUUAGUAUUGAUUUGUCCUCAAACCGGUUGACUAAGUUGGACAGCAAUACAUUUAUUGGGCUAGGUGCACUGAUGGUUUGUGAACUAGCUGGAAACCCAUUCCACUGUGGCUGUGAACUUUAUGGGUUCUUAAAUUGGCUUGCUAUAUUUAAUAAUGUCUCAAAAACGUACGACAGAUUGCAGUGUGAGACACCUCGGGAAUUUGCUGGCUACCCACUUUUGAGUCCCAGGCCUUUCCACAACAAGAAUGCAGUAACCAUCCUGCAGUCCCUUUGUCGGGAUGGAGUCUUACCAUCUCAGCCUACUAUUACUCCAUAUGACAUAGAUAGCAAUCCAGAUGAUUACUCUGGGUCUAUCCCUGAGGAUGGUCUCAAAGCAGAAUCUACAACAACAGCAUCAGUAAUUGACUCAUCAUCCAGUCCAACUAUAAAACUCCACCACUUGACUUUAACAACUGCUACAUUGAUGAUCCAUAUUCCAUCUCUAUACAGCAAAAUGUAUAUAUUAGUCCAGUAUAAUAAUGGCUACAUGUCAGAUGUCAUGAACCUAAAGAAAUCAAAAGAGCUAAUAACUCUGGAGAAACUGAAGGCUCAUAGCAAUUAUACGUUCUGUGUUGCUUCCAUUCGUAAUUCAAAGAGGUUUAACCAUACUUGUUUGACCUUUGCCACUCGGAAUUAUGAAAUAAAAGACCCUUUUCAAACCACGUCAACUACCACUCACUACAUUAUGACAAUUUUGGGGUGCUUAUUUGGAAUGGUUAUUGUGCUUGGUGCAGUUUAUUACUGUCUUAGAAAAAAGAGAAUUCAAGAAGAAAAGCAAAAAUCCAUUGAUGUAAAGAAGACUAUUCUUGAAAUGCGGUAUGGAUCAGAUAUAGAUACCAUAUCCAUAGUUCCUUCUUCUCACAAGUUAAAUGAACUGUCAAUACCCACUUCCAGGAUGUCUGCAGUGCCAUCAGCUAUUGUUGACAAAGGACAAUUUAAAACUUUUGAAGGAUGUGAUACUCCAAGGACCACCAAGGGAAAUUACAUUGAAGUUCGUACAGGAGAGACUUCAGAGCAGUGUCACAGAGAGGAUGACUUAGUCGAUAUGGACAAUGGGCAGGGAUCUGCUGCAGAGAUCUCAACAAUUGCAAAGGAAGUUGAUAAAGUAAACCAAAUAAUUAACAACUGCAUUGAUGCUCUAAAACUAGAUUCUGCCUCAUUUCUUGGCACAGACUCUGAGUUGCCAUUUGAAUGUCAAUCUGCACCUGUCUCUGCUACUGGUCAUUUGGAAAGGCCGAGUUUUUUGCCUCCUCCAUACAAAGACAAUAUUCAUCCCUUGCAGCGCCAACUCAGUGCAGAUGCUGCAAUCAAAAAACGUUGCAGCAUAUCCUCCAGCGGCUCUAUCAAAAGUGCACGUAUUUUCAGUCUUGAUGCUUCAGAUCCUCCUCUGAAGUCUGAUUCCAAAUAUAUUGAGAAAGGAAGCCCAAAAACUGGGCCGAUGGAAAGGCUUCCUUUAGUAUCACCUGGAGGAAUCCAUCAUUUAGACGUCAAGCCUUCAUAUCACUGUAGUGAACAUCGUCAUUCCUUUCCUGCAUUGCACUAUGAGGACAACUCGGACACUCUAAGCCAGAGGGCCUCCUUUCUUAAACCUCUGUCACGAUCCAAGAGAGAUUCUGCCUACUCUCAGCUUUCUCCUAGGCACCAGUUUUCAGGGUAUUCUUCCAGCCCUGAAUACUCUUCAGAAAGCACUCACAAGAUAUGGGAACGAUUUCGUCCUUAUAAAAAACACCACAGGGAAGAAGUAUAUAUGGCAGCUGGGCAUGCCUUGAGGAAAAAAGUCCAAUUUGCAAAAGAUGAAGAUUUGCAUGACAUUUUAGAUUAUUGGAAAGGAGUAUCUGCUCAGCAAAAGUUGUGACUCACAUUUUACCACAUAACUGUGAAAUUUAUAAAGUUUACAUAACAGAAGUCCAACUGUGUGACUGGGGCUAGCUCUGUUACUUAGAACAGCAGGAACUUACUGCCUGCUCUUCAGUGUUAAUGGCCGAAGUGAGGGUGGUUUUCCAGUACCUAUGGUCACUGAAGGGGAAUGUUGGAAUACAGUAUCUUUUUUACAGGACAUUUUACACCAGCUCAUCUCUGUUCCAGAAAUAUAGUUAGUUUUUUUCUGAGUUCUUUGUUGUGGAAAGAGGUGAUGGUCUUAUACUUACAUCGUAUUCUAAAACUUUUUUUUUUCUUUGAAGUGUCAUGCUAUCUUCAUUAUAAUUUAUCAACAAGACAUUUCAAAUUAACACAUUGUAAUAUGCACAUAUUAAAACAUUUGUAAACUAUUUUGUAAGCCACUUAAUUUAGAAAUGUAGCUCAUACCUACUCCCAUUUUUAUAUCAUACUUUUAUAGCAGUAUAGCUGACACUUUGUGUUAAAAACGUAAGGUAAUUAAACAAUGCUGGUUACUAAAGCAUUAAAGUUGUUGUAAAUCUUUAGCCACAAUUAAUUUUUUAUUUCUUAUUACUUAUUCGCUUUUUUUACAAUCUUGUAAACAUAUAAAUUAGCAUUACUGUGCUUGUUUUUGCUGUGCUCCCCUAUAAAAUGCAUUAUAUUAUUUUAUUUCCUUCAGCUAUUCAGAUAUAUUAUUUAUCUGCGCUUUGCAUCUUGGCAGAGUGCACUCAUAGAGUGUAGACAGAAAUUCUGACCAUUUUACAUUUGAGCACUGUCUCCUCUCCCCAUCACACAUGCAGACGUUGUUUUCUCCACAGUACAGCUUGUAUUACUGCUCUGCAGACAGCAAAAUAUCAGGACCAUAGUCAGAUACAUGCAUGAAUUAUUUAUGGAUUAUUUAUAAAACUAUAUUUGUAAUUUACCUGUUUAUUUUCUUAGCUACAACAAUAAUACUAGCUAAUAAAACCAGUUUAUUUUCAACAAGUAGAAACGAUGUAUAGUUUUCAAGGUACUCAAUGUUUCUCUGGAACAAUAAGAAACAUUGCUAAAAUGGAAUAAGAGCUUACAUAUUUUCAAACUUAGGUGACAUAUUUUUAUUUGUAGAUAUUGCAGCACCAUAUCAGCCACUUGUUUUUGCAAAUAGGUGAUUAUGUGGCUAGUAUAUUUUCCCCUGAAGUUUGCCAUCCUGUGAAGCUGCUCUGAAAGAAACGUGCAGAGCAAGUUUGCUCUGUUUUUAAUCUUUAGAAAAUAGUUUACACUCUUGCUGACAUGAAACCAUCAUCACUUCAAAAUGAAUAGAUUUUGUGUGUUGUAAUUGUUUUAUUGCAGCUGAACAGCAUUGAUUUAUUUGAAUGGCAUUUGCAACGAUUUCACAUGCAUUUUUGUA